Messenger RNA from Platichthys flesus (European flounder), 5625 nucleotides. RefSeq names its product X-ray radiation resistance associated 1 (gene xrra1). The transcript is spliced from 17 exons. The coding region runs from base 367 to 2226 and encodes 619 amino acids. Gene Ontology annotation, cellular component: nucleus. The record is from RefSeq and is a predicted model, not a curated record. Gene Ontology annotation, molecular function: protein binding. NCBI's taxonomy places the organism in Eukaryota, Metazoa, Chordata, Actinopteri, Pleuronectiformes, Pleuronectidae.
GACGUAACGUUUUCUUAUUAAUAAAUAUAUAAAACAAACUUGCGUUGCGUGCUGGAAAACUGCAGGAUAAACGUAACAGUAGCUGUCAAAUACCCUUAAAUGUUCCAGGCUAGCUAGGUGGUGUAUCAUCUUAACACAGUGUUCAAUCUUUGAGCAUUUACAAUCGGUGCCCAGCUUCAUCGCCCCCUGCCGGACCGGAGGGGGAACCCCCCAUUUAAAGCGCUGUUGCUAGGAUACGCAGCACCACAUUGGCGCUGCAGCAGUUUGUUCAGCGCGUGAGAAACGUCACUAACAAGCGUAUCAAAAGUUUGUUUCAGCCCCCCCCCCCCUUUCAUCCAGAUACAUGGAUUUAGAUGAGACAUCGAGAUGACUGCUGCGUCCUGUAAACUGGAGGACGGACAGAGACAUGGAACCAUGGGUUUCCCUGCUCGGUCAUUGCUCCAUCGAAGGAAGGACGGUGAUGGACACUGGCUUGUGGCUUACAGGAAGGCAGAGGAGCAGAGUGACAGUCACGUGCACAGACGGAUUAAAGAGACUCAUAAAGAACACGUGAACACUGCAGUGACUGAUGCUCCUCACGGUCACACGUUAAACGGACCCUUCCUCCUGCGGUUACAUUGUGUGGAUAAACCAUCUGAGCUGUGCACCGUUCACAUCAGUGAACAGGAGCUGGAUUCUGUGACGCCUGAAGAUCUCAAGUUGUUCGAUAGCGUAGCUUACAUCGAUGCCUCCGUCAACCUCCUGUCUUUAGGGUCUUUCAGCAGUUUUGUGUCUUUACGAGAACUCAAUCUGUCUGUGAACGGGAUUCACCACAUGACGUUUGAUGCCUCUGACUUCCCUCAUCUCAAGGUUUUAGAUUUGUCCUACAACAGUCUGUCAGCUGAUGAUGUUGUGUCCGUCGGUCGUCUUCCUCGUCUUAAAGUGCUUCAUCUGACUGGAAAUCAGCUUCAUCAUCUUCCUCCUGAUCUGGGAUCAACUCAGCUGUCAGCUGCAGAAGAAGACUCACAGUUUAAAGCUCUGGAAGUUCUGAUGCUUGAUGACAACAAACUUUCCUCUGGAGUCUUCAACAGUCUCAGAAACCUGAAAAGGUUAAAGUAUUUAAAUCUACAGGGGAACCGCAUUUCUGAAAUCCCAUACGUGCAUCCAAUGGGCUCUUUAGCACCUGCAUCCAUUUCUGAAAAGGAACCCGGGGAAGACGAACCUGCAGCUCACACUGAGCCAGACCCUAACAACGAUGACUCUGUCAAGAGAACGUCGCAGGAAAACCUGGAGGAGCUCUUCAAGGGAUCCAGUUUGCCACUGCCAGAGCUUCAGUUCCUCAAUUUAUCUGACAACAAAAUUGCAGAGGAGGAAGCACUGAUGGCCGCCGCUUUUUUCCCCAUGCUUCGUGAAAUCGAUAUUCACUCCAACCCUCUGACCACGCACAGAAGCGGAGACCCCCCCUUGCUGACCUACUACCUCCAGGAGAGACUGGGAAUAACACUAAAGCGUAAAGGGACACGAGAAGUUGUGAAGAUGCCGCUGAAAGUGUCCACUGAUCCAAAAUGGAAGGUGGUGGAAAGAAUCCCAAAGGUGUCAAAGAAACACUUUCUGGUGGACGAGGAAACUGUAAAGAAAACGCCGGAGUGUGAGGGGAAGACCAACGAAGACGGCCCCUUCACAGACAACACUGACUUCUUUGUCACUCAGGCUCCAGACGUUUCUAACUUUGAUGAAAAAGAGACGACAGAGCACGAGGACGCCGCCGUUCCUGAAGAAUUCCACCAUUGCCAAACGUUGACGGACGCGAAACCAAACCCCGGUGUGGUGGAGCCCGUUGGAAUUCAAACAGCUGUUCGGAUGCUGGAACACACACUGAAGACUCUGAAUGUUUACGGAGACUCAAAACCAAAGUCUGAUAGCAUCCAGAUGCCACACAGAGAGAAAGAGAGGAAGAUAAAAGAUCUUCCACCUCUGAGACCGGCGAGGCAGCCGGCAGAGAGGGUGGAUGAAAUGCUCAAGCAAAUCAGAGAGAGUACAACGAUGAGAGAACUGAACCUGAGCGAUGCCCUACACGGCACACGUGUCAACAAGCAAGAACAUAAGGAGGUUUUAUCGCUGCUGAGGGACAUGAAGACAAAGUACAAGAUGCUGCACAAGAAAAGCAUUGAACAACUAGCCAGCGUUGAGUCCGACAGAAACACAGACCUUCAUGAAGCUCCACCUCCACCUGGUCAGACGAUCUAAUUCAUGUUCAGAUGUUUAGAUGCACUUGUCUUCCUGCUUUGCUGAUGGAGGUGUAGACCCGGUGUGUGAGGAACUGAAAUCUCCAUCUCAUUAACACUAUCAAAGGAAUAUGGUAUGUCUUAAUAUGUCAAAUGUUUUGAAAACAUCUGGAGAAUAUUUAUACUCUGUCAGAUAAAGGUAAUAAAUAGAUUUACUAUCUCAUACCUCCUGGUUUGUUAUAAGGUAUUUGGCUUUAUAGGUAUCGGACAUAUUCAAUUGUAUGAUUCAUAUAUGUUUGGUCAUUAUUUCAUUUCCAUCAGGCCGGAUCCAGAGCACUCAGCCGAGCAGUUGUUUGUCAUUUGUGAGCGGACCUCAGCAGCUCAGUGAGAUUUACAGCUCACACGAUCAUGUCUUAUUACAGCACUGGUUGAUCUGUUAAACAUGACGUUCCAACAAGCUCAAUGUUUCUUUUUUCAUCUGGAGUCAUGUUUCAAUGUUUGUUUUCGUUGUUCAUUCCUCGUUUGAUUUCAUGGCUCGGUCCUUCAUAUGAUUCCAAUUAUUUGUCUUCGGCGCCGCUCGCAGGUUUUGUGGAAUGCGAGGUCAGCCCAGGUGAAAUAAAUCAAUAGGUGCUGUGACGAUGCUGUCAUGCGCGAUUCGACUUUAUUACCUUCAUCUGGGAAUAUUUCCCUGCUUCUGUAUCUAUUAAAUGGUAAAUAAAAUAUUCAUUACAUAUUGUUGAAUAUACCCGAUGAAAUCUGUGGGCCUUGUCACCCUGUCCCAUAAUUCAUGUUUUUAUUUGAAAUAACUAAAAAGUUGUAUUUUCAUUUAAUUUCAAAUGUCAUUUAAACCAUGAUAUUAAUUUAUUAUCAAAAUAUUUUCAGAUAUAUUACCUUUUAAUUUUGGAUUGAGAAGACUGCUUCUCAUCGACAGUGAAGAGCCAAUAUCAAAUAUUUUGUUUAGAAUUAUUACAAUAACCGACCAAAAUGAAACUGGCUAUUUGUAUAGUGACACAAGCAUAACUGAGAGCGGUUAUUUGGUUGUAAUGAAAUUUGCAAAAUCGGAUAUCAGAAAAUUCAAAAGAAGAAAUAAACAUAAAGUCCCAGCAACAUGUAAAAGAGGUAUUUCUCUCUGUUGAAGAGAUUCAGGUCCUGGAAACUCUCAGUGGGCAAACACCUGGCCGUCAGUCUGUGCCUGAGUUUUUUUUUCUGUUAACCACGAUACUUUUACUGCUCUACCCAGACUCUAGUGAAACUCAAAGUAAAGGCCUUCAGAGAAUUUAGUUGGAGGCUGUUCUCCAGCCAGUGAGUCCUGGUACGAAUUAACUUCUGACAGGAAAGCUGCUUCCAAAGCUGUGAUUGUGAAGUGAUAAUGAUUCGUUCUUAAAGCUCUCACACGUUGCACGAGUGCAGCGUUUUCAUGCUGGAAGUGGACACGUACCGACGUUGUGAGAGAGUUUGUUGUACAUGUUGGUUUUUCCACAAACAAUGAUCAGUCAGAGUAACCACUAAUGUAAUCCAUGCAGACAGAAGGCACUCACUGACCUCAGCUCUAACCUCUUUUAUGCAGACUGUUCAACUGCGAGAAUGUGGCCUCACAAGACCCUUGAGUAACGAAUAAGAAACAGUUAUUUAUCACAUGCCAAUGUUCAUAAUAUUAGAAUAAGUUUAUAUGUUAGCUAAUAUCAACGUUUUAAAUAAACUACAAAUUAGCACCAUAAACUAAUAAAACCCCCUUUGCCCCCAGCUCCUAUCUUCCUUAUCUUUUUAACAGCCUACAAGCAUCAGUUCCCGUCUCAUACUCUUACCACUACCUUUCUCUUCAAAUAGGGUCAGAGUUGAAAAAAUAAAGGUAAUGGACAACUUGACAUUCCCUUAUGGUUCUGAUUAGGUGAUAUGUAGGCUGCACAAUCAAAUGCUUCAGUUUAUCUCACCAUGGACUCUACUAUAUUUAAAAAUGGACGACACAACUUUUCCCAAAAGUGAAGCCAAAGCAUCUCAAUAGCCACCUGCUGGCUGGCUGCAGUAUGGGUCAUAAACCCUGGCUCUUUCAUGUUAGCGGAUGGAGCAUGGACUAAACUUAAGUCAAAAUACACUCAAAUUUAUUUUUCUUAAAGAUGGUUUCUGUUAUUUUAGGUGUCUGGUUUUAAUAAGUUAUUUCAUGCUAUAAAAACAUAGUGAAACCUAAUGAUUGACAGCUGAGACUGGCUCCAAAUGGGGAACAUGGCAGCGUUCCUUUUGGGAUAUUUUAGCUUGACUUGUCUAGUGGGAGGAAGUUGAGAUGCAACGUCCAUUUUAAUAUACAGUCCAGGGUCAGUGGGACGAGUUGAAUAUAUAUGUGAAAAUGUAUAAAACAAUUAUACAGCAGUCAGAAGUGUAUUAUACAUCUUUAAUUUUUUAUUUUAUAAUUGCACAAAACCUUUGUUAACAGUUGUGUUUCCUUGAUGGUGAUGAAAAUCAUUAUCAUCAAGAGCAACACACCAUCAUCAAAAAUCAUCAAACAGAGCAACUGAUUUUGUGUCGUAUAUAAAGUGCUAGAGGGAUACAUUUUUAUAUUUUUAAUCCGUAGUUCAACUUUCAAAAACAUUGGCUACUUCUGGAUUUUCCCACGUUGCAACCUGAUAGUGUCUCUCAUCAGAACCUCCCUGUCUGGUACAUGUUGUAUUGGGGUGACCCUGAUGACAUCACAAUGACAUCAUCAAUGUUUUUUCCCCCAGCUCAAUCCAGCACCACAGGACACAUGGAGCUCAGCGUAAGUUCAAUAAGGAAGACCUAAACCUGCUUACAGAUCAGCUGACUGUGGGCGGUCCUAAAUAUUGGUACCGCCACAGGAGGGCUUAACCUGCAUGCUGUCAGCUGAUCGUGGGCGUUCCCAAACAUCCAAUCAAGCCCGCGCGGUUUCCUUCAGCCAGUCACACAGUAGCUGUCAAACUUUAAAAAUCCCUUCUCUCUCUUCCUCAGCAGUGUCAAUGCAGCGACUCGCACUCCUCCACCCCAAUCUCCUCCAGUCCUGAGAUGAACAUUCAUCACCUCUUUCGAAUCCCGAUGACAACGGAUCACGGGCUACGGUGGCAGCCUGACAACAUACUUGUUACUCGUGGCAUCCAUUGCACUUCUGUCCAUCCUGGAAGAGGGAUCCCUCGCAUGCGGCUCUUCCUGAGGUUUCUACGUUUUUCCCUCAAGAAGGGUGUUGUCGUAGUUUUUCCUUACUCUUGUGAGGGUUAAGGACAGAGGAUGUCACACUUAGGAAGUCCAACAGGACAAUGCUCAUAUAUUGGCCAUCCAAACAAACAAUGACUGAUGAACCACCACCAGUGUCUAGACCCCGGGGGGGUAUUCCUGUACGGCGCUCUGUUCCAACCCCUUCCUAAUCCUGAUGACAUCACACAAGGGUCUAUAAUGCCACUCAACUAUAAAUAUUCGC